Messenger RNA from Octopus bimaculoides (California two-spot octopus), 762 nucleotides. Its product is annotated as zinc finger BED domain-containing protein 5-like. The record is from RefSeq and is a predicted model, not a curated record. Lineage: Eukaryota; Metazoa; Mollusca; Cephalopoda; Octopoda; Octopodidae.
AUGAUCCAAGAACAUAAUAUUGAUAAGCCACAAUUAUGGCAAAAUAUCAGUAGCUACCAUUCUCGACGAUACCAAGAUGAGCUGUCCCACCUGGAAAGGAUAUAUGAUGAGUCCUAUUUGAGCUUCAGUUUUACUGUGCUUACUGCUGGUGGAGUAGAAAAACCACAGUGUGUUCUGUGCUCUGAGGUAUUGGCAGCUUCUUUGCUGAAGCCCAGUAGGCUAAAGAGGCAUUUGGAAAUGAAACAUCCCAGGGCAGUCAACAAAGAUGCGGAAGUUUUCAGACACCAAGCUGACAGAUUGGUUAAAUCCAAGCUUGAUGACACAGAAAUGCAAGACGUCGCAGCUUGUCUGAAAGCCUCCUACGAGGUUUCAAAGAAAAUUGCUGCAAAAAAAAAACCUCAUAACAUUGGAGAGCAGUUAGUUCUUCCUUACUGCAAAGAUAUAAUUUCACUCGUGCUCAGAAUGUCUGAACUACAGAAGCUUAGACACGUUUCACUUCCCAACAACACAGUCAGUCGACGAAUUGCUGAGAUGUCUGAUAAUAUUUUGUCUCAGGUCAUCUCAAAGAUAAAAACAUCAAUGUUUAACUAUGCCGCCAUCCAAAUUGAUAAAACCACUGACAUGGCGGAUUUAGCACAACUUUGUGGUUAUGUGCAUUACGUGUAUAACAAGUGCCUGGAAUAUGAAUUCCUUUUUUUUCAAAAGCCUCAACACCUGAACUACUGCAAACAAUAUAUUCCAGAAAGUGGGUCAAUUCUUUAA